ACAGUAUUCAUCUUCAAACCUCAGACAAAGUAUUUGAAUCUGCUCAAAAUUCGAAGAAAAAGGAUAUUCACACUCAUCACUUGCUAGCUUCAUCAUCAUAAUCUCCACUGCACUUCAUCAUCCUCGACAUCUUGAACAGUAAAAGACGUCAAGGCGGGAUCAAGAAUACCAGCACCAUCUUACUUGAUAAUCUCUCCAUAGAUCAACAAAAACAUGGGGCUCCAAGCGCAACCCUACGGCAUCCAGGGAAUGCUAAAAGAAGGGCACAAGCAUCUUUCUGGUUUAGAUGAAGCUGUUGUUAAGAACAUCGAUGCUUGUAAACAGCUUUCCACCAUUACCAGAACUUCUCUUGGUCCCAAUGGUAUGAAUAAGAUGGUUAUCAAUCAUCUGGACAAGCUAUUUGUGACAAGUGAUACUGCCACCAUCGUGAAUGAACUUGAGAUUCAGCAUCCUGCAGCGAAAAUCUUGGUUUUGGCAGGGAAAGCGCAGCAGGAGGAAAUUGGUGAUGGAGCCAACCUAACAGUUUCAUUUGCAGGGGAGCUUUUACAGGGUGCAGAAGACCUCAUUAGGAUGGGACUGCAUCCCAGUGAAAUCAUCAUUGGAUACACAAAAGCAAUUAAGAAGGUUGUUGAGAUCUUGGAAGGAUUAGUCGAGGAAGGUUCUGACACUAUGGAUGUGAGGAACAAAGAUGAAGUUAUUUUAAGGAUGAAAGCUGCUGUUGCUAGCAAACAAUAUGGACAGGAGUCUAUUUUGUGUCCUCUUAUUGCAGAUGCUUGCAUACAAGUUUGCCCAAAGAACCCAGUAAACUUCAAUGUGGAUAAUGUGAGAGUUGCAAAACUUUUGGGUGGAGGUCUGCAUAAUUGUACAACUGUUAGAGGCAUGGUUCUAAAAGGAGACACUGUAGGGAGUAUAAAGAGAAUAGAGAAGGCAAAGGUGGUUGUGAUUGCUGGUGGUGUUGAUACAACUGCAACUGAGACCAAAGGAACUGUCCUGAUUCACAGUGCUGAGCAGCUUGAAAAUUAUGCAAAAACGGAAGAAGCAAAGGUUGAAGAGCUCAUCAAGGCUGUUGCAGACUCAGGUGCAAAUGUCAUAGUUAGUGGUGUGGCUGUAGGAGAGAUGGCUCUGCACUUUUGUGAGCGUUACAAGAUCAUGGUCUUAAAAAUCGCCUCCAAAUUUGAACUUCGCCGUUUUUGCCGCACAACUGGUGCUGUUGCUCUUUUGAAGCUUGGCACUGUAAACCCUGAUGAUCUUGGAUAUGUUGACUCCAUUUCUGUUGAGGAAAUUGGUGGUGCUAGGGUCACUGUUGUAAGAAACGAAGAAGGUGGGAACUCCGUGACCACUGUGGUGCUGCGAGGAAGCACUGAUAGCAUAUUGGAUGAUCUGGAAAGGGCAGUUGAUGAUGGCGUAAAUACUUACAAGGCCUUAUGCAGAGACAGUAGAAUUGUACCUGGAGCUGCAGCCACCGAGAUUGAAUUAGCCAGAAGAUUGAAGGAAUUUUCUUUUACAGAGACAGGAUUAGAUCAGUAUGCUAUUGCAAAGUUUGCUGAGAGCUUUGAAAUGAUACCAAAAACCUUGGCGGAGAAUGCUGGGCUUAAUGCCAUGGAAAUCAUAUCUGGUUUAUAUGCAGAUCAUGCAUCUGGAAACGUCAAAGUUGGUAUAGACUUGGAAGAAGGAGCAUGCAAGGAUGUGUCUACAUUAAAUAUAUGGGAUCUUUAUGUCACCAAGUUUCAUGCACUCAAGUAUGCUGCUGAUGCAGUUUGUACUGUUCUACGUGUAGAUCAGAUAAUAAUGUCAAAACCAGCGGGUGGGCCUGGAAGGAGAGAUCAACAAGCAAUGGAUGAAGAUUAGACGAUCAAGAUUUUUUGGAUGAGUUUUCUUUUCUCUUGAAGGUUUUGAAUUUGAGUACUAUCUGUUUUAGGUAGGAUCAGUGGGUGGCGAUGGUUUUAAGCUGUCUUUGUGUCGAAUUUAAGACCCUUUCUUUUGAAAAAAUAUAGAGUAAUCUACGUUUUAUCCGUAUGGUUCGUGCUA
Molecule: messenger RNA, 2028 nt
Organism: Cynara cardunculus var. scolymus (artichoke)
Lineage: Eukaryota; Viridiplantae; Streptophyta; Magnoliopsida; Asterales; Asteraceae
Product: T-complex protein 1 subunit theta-like
Exons: 13
Coding region: 214-1848 (544 amino acids)
Biological process (GO): protein folding
Cellular component (GO): chaperonin-containing T-complex
Molecular function (GO): ATP binding; ATP-dependent protein folding chaperone; ATP hydrolysis activity
Source: RefSeq, a predicted model, not a curated record